CAGGUCCUGGGCUGUUAGAGGCGGGAACUGAGGCCCGGGAGGCGGGCCCUGGUGUAUGGGAGGCGGACCCUGUGCCGUAGGAAGUGGAACUUAGCCUGUAGGAGGAGGGACCUGGGUUGUGAAAGGAGGGACCCAAGCUCUGGAAGGCGGGGUCAGAGCCCUGGGAGGUGGGACCGCGGAGCUCCGCGCGCGCAGGUGGGGGAGGGGCGCGGUUUCCGCGCUUCCUCCCGGAGGUGACUCCAAGCUCGGGCCCCAGGACGGCCUCGAUGGACCGGGCGGCCGUGGCGCGGGUGGGUGCCGUGGCGAGUGCUAGCGUGUGCGCCCUAGUGGCCGGGCUGGUGCUGGCGCAGUACUUGCUCACGGCCAAGAAGAGGACGGGCAGGAAGACCAAGAUCAUCGAGAUGAUGCCCGAAUUCCAGAAAAGCAAUGUUCACAUCAAGAACCCGGCCAAGGUGGAAGAAAUCCUCUGUGGCCUGAUUAAAGGAGGAGCUGCCAAACUUCAGAUCAUUACAGACUUUGAUAUGACAUUAAGCAGAUUUUCCUACAAUGGAAAGAGAUGCCCAACGUGUCACAACGUCAUCGACAACUGUAAGCUGGUGACGGACGAAUGUCGAAAGAAGCUGUCACAACUGAAGGAGAGAUACUAUGCCAUCGAGAUUGAUCCGCUUCUGACUGUGGAGGAGAAGUACCCGUACAUGGUGGAAUGGUACACGAAGUCGCAUGGUUUGCUGGUGGAGCAGGCGCUGCCGAAGAACAAACUUCAGGAAAUUGUGGAAGAAUCUGACGUGAUGCUCAAGGAAGGGUACGAGCAUUUCUUUGACAAACUCAAGGAGCACAACGUGCCGGUGUUCAUCUUCUCUGCCGGCAUCGGCGACGUGCUGGAGGAGGUCAUCCGCCAGGCCGGCGUCUAUCACAACAACAUCAGAGUCGUGUCUAACUUCAUGGAUUUUGACGAAAACGGGUUGCUGAAAGGAUUUAAGGGAGAAUUGAUUCACGUGUUCAACAAGCACGAUGGCGCCCUGAAGAACACGCAGUACUUCAAGCAGCUGAAAGACAACAGCAACAUCCUCCUCCUGGGGGAUUCCCAAGGAGACCUGAGGAUGGCCGACGGGGUGGCCAACGUGGACAACAUUCUGAAAAUCGGCUACCUGAAUGACCGCGUGGAUGAACUCUUAGAAAACUACAUGGACUCCUAUGAUAUCGUUCUAGUAAAAGAGGAAUCCCUGGAGUUGGCCAAUUCCAUCCUCCAAAAAAUCCUGUGAACCAGCGAUGGGCAGGAAGCUUUCCUCCCAAGGACCCAUGGGCAGAUGAGCAGCUCUCGCAUCCCUAGACCGAGCUCGUUGGACCCUCCUCUGACCUGGGAGCCGCUUCUUCCCAUCAUUUGCCACCUUCUCAUCGUAUUCCAAAUGAUAUAUUGACUCCGCUGAAUGAACACUUUGAAAUAAAAGUAUUUGCACCAUUUUUCACCUCUCACCACACUCCCUACCACAAACUAGUAAUUCACACCAAAAAAUGCAAGCUACAUGAAAGGCGAAUCCUGGAAACCUUCCCCCUGCCCUUCCAAGGUGGAUUGUAUUUUGGAUUUAUCAUGACGAUUUCUAGGGAUGUUUUUACUGUGUUUUGUGAUAGUAUGCACAGGUUAGGCCCUUGGAUCGUGUCAUGAUGGGCUUCUUUGUACAUUUUCCAUCUUCUCAUCUUGAUCGAAAGAGGCUUCAGGAGGCAUCCAAACUGCAGUCCAGGGCAGAAUUAACUUUAAAGUCAUGUUGCUGGUCUUAAA
Messenger RNA from Monodelphis domestica (gray short-tailed opossum), 1777 nucleotides. It is a transcript of the gene NT5C3A, whose product is annotated as 5'-nucleotidase, cytosolic IIIA. Gene Ontology annotation, cellular component: cytoplasm. Gene Ontology annotation, molecular function: magnesium ion binding; 5'-nucleotidase activity. Lineage: Eukaryota; Metazoa; Chordata; Mammalia; Didelphimorphia; Didelphidae. The record is from RefSeq and is a predicted model, not a curated record.